This is a messenger RNA of Daucus carota subsp. sativus, 1441 nucleotides long. RefSeq names its product translocation protein SEC62. Gene Ontology annotation, biological process: post-translational protein targeting to membrane, translocation. The record is from RefSeq and is a predicted model, not a curated record. The transcript is spliced from 5 exons. Gene Ontology annotation, cellular component: endoplasmic reticulum; endoplasmic reticulum membrane. Lineage: Eukaryota; Viridiplantae; Streptophyta; Magnoliopsida; Apiales; Apiaceae. The coding region runs from base 147 to 1235 and encodes 362 amino acids.
ACCAUGUUUACGAUUUAGCUUUCCCAUUCCCCAAAAGGUCCUCACUCUAUAAACAAUCCAAGCCCCCCCUGAAACUUUAGCACUCUCACUUUACACACCCCCUCAAGCAAACACAAGCGCACCUAUACACACAGCAAUACAUACAGAUGAAGAAGGCCGGAGCUGACAAGAAGAAGGUCCGGCGAUCCUCUGCCGCCCCUCAAAAUGGGGCCAAUUCCAACUCCGAUCCUGCCCCCAAGAAGAAAGCUAGCAACAAGGAUGUAUUUCAGUUGUUUGCUGAGAAGUUGAGAGAUCAUAAGGGUCUGGUCUCUAGGUGGGCUGUCUUGCAGGAAACACGUGUGGAGUAUUUCCGAGGGAAAGAUUUUGCUAGCUUUCUUAGGAAUCACUCUGAGCUGAAAGAUAUUCUGGAAUCCGACAGGAACCUAGAAGCGGAGGAUAUUGCUAAUGUUCUGCUGGAAAAAAAUCUUUUAGUGCGCUGUGACCGUGUGGUGAAAACUGUUCGUCCCGGGAAGAAAAAACUAUCUACUUGGCCUGCACAUUUAGAGAUAUUCCCGGAGCAAGUGUUUUCCGAAAACGACGCAUUCUUUGCAUGGACAUUUGUCAAAAGAAACCCCCUAUGGCAAACUCUGUUAUCAUUUUUUUGGCCUGUGUUAACUCUUGCAAUCUGUUUGUUUCCUGUAUAUCCUCAUCAGUGCAAGCUACUCAUACUAUACUGCUGUGCUGGUGUUCUCCUUCUUAUACUUAGCUUGCUUGCUGUGAGAGCCCUGGUAUUUGGUGCUAUUUGGAUUACUCUUGGAAAACGGGUCUGGAUUUUCCCUAACAUUCUGGCAGAAGAAGCAACACUAAAAGAUUUGUUCCGUUUUUGGCCCCCAAAAGAUGAGGAGGAGGGACCAAAGUGGACUUCACGACUCUUUUAUGCAGCAGUGGCUGCCUUGGUGAUAGUCUUACUGCGUCAUCAUGCCCCUGACGAAGCUGCUAGAGCCAGGUACCAAAAGAGGGUCUCCAAUAUUAUUGAUGAUGUGCUGGAGUGGAAUCCAAGGUUGGCAUUGUCCGGGAUGAUGGAUAAGCAGCCAGUGGUAAAUUCUACAGAUUCAAACGACAAUAUUACCAACGAGAGCAAGACGAGCUCUCAAGAACCAGCAGUUCAUGAUGAUGAAGAUGGAGAAACUAUUUCGAUGCAACAUGAGGAUGAAGAAGUUACAGGAGACCUAGAAAACAAGGACGACGAUAUGUGAUUAUAGAACUUGUAAUAGCUAUUAUAUUUACAGUUUUUUCUUUUCUACAGGGAAAAUUAAAUUAUGUAUUUGAUUUUAAUCACAAGUUUGCAUGUGUAGAAUUAUGGUAUACAAAUGAUGACGGUAAUCUAGCAGUCAAAGUAUGUGUUACUUUAUUUUUCUGUAGAAAAUUUUUGCGAUCCGAUACCGGAGACUUUUACUGAUCA